AUGAAACUCACAAAGAAUGAUGAUGACAACAACAAAUCUGAUACAAAUUUGCACGGCAGAGUUGUGAAUGGAGCUAAUGAACUUGCAGCUUCUGUUGAUAAAACAGACCAACAAAAUCAAGACAAAAAACCAGUUGAGAAGAAGAGUGGGGCAUAUAUGGUAGAAGAAGAGCAACAAACUGAAGAAUAUGAGUUCUUCAAUAACGGAUAUACAAAUUUCGAUGCUGAAAUGUUUAGUAACGAAAACGAAGACUCAAACAUAGUCUAUCAACAUGAAAGCUUAAACGAAAAGCUUGAAUUAUUGAACUUGAAGAAUGGAUAUAAUGUUGCACCUGGGAUAGAUCCUUUAUCGAGGAAUCCGACAGUAAGGCGUUCGCUGUUUACGAAUCCGGGUGAAAUGGAUUUAUUCUCUGGAGAAGAUAAGCUAACAAGAAGAGUCAGGUUGCAAGUUUUUCAAGAUUUUACUUCCUCAUCCUGA
Messenger RNA from Lathyrus sativus (Indian pea), 477 nucleotides. The record is from the annotation of a GenBank genome assembly. NCBI's taxonomy places the organism in Eukaryota, Viridiplantae, Streptophyta, Magnoliopsida, Fabales, Fabaceae.